Molecule: messenger RNA, 3730 nt
Organism: Sciurus carolinensis (gray squirrel)
Lineage: Eukaryota; Metazoa; Chordata; Mammalia; Rodentia; Sciuridae
Gene: Hoxb2
Product: homeobox B2
Exons: 4
Coding region: 403-1461 (352 amino acids)
Biological process (GO): regulation of DNA-templated transcription
Molecular function (GO): DNA-binding transcription factor activity, RNA polymerase II-specific; DNA binding
Source: RefSeq, a predicted model, not a curated record
CGAAACUCGGGCGAGAGGAGGCGAGAGUCGAAAAGGAGGGGAGAUUUCUCGCCUGCCGCUCGCGCUGGGGCUCGAUGUGAAUAUAUAUUAUGUCUGCCUGUUCUCCCCUCGUCGGUGGCUAAGCAGGCCCAGACGAGCGAUUGGCCAAGGCCGGUCCCGUGACCACGAAUUCCCUGCAAUUUCGUCGGAGUCCUGGGUUUAAUAGAGAGAGUCCCCAUACGCUUGUAUUUAUCAGCAAUAUACAAUUAUAAAGGCCCAAAUUUUAAAAAAAGAAAGAGAGAAAUCUCCCCCUCCCAAAAUCGCUCCAUCCUAUAAACCUGGGGGGGGCAGGAGGGGGGGUCCCUUCCGAUCCUCCCUCCUGACGCCCCCCCCAGCAGGUCCCCUCCCCCACCAUUGAAAGCCAUGAAUUUUGAAUUUGAGAGGGAGAUUGGGUUUAUAAACAGCCAGCCAUCGCUCGCCGAGUGUCUGACUUCCUUCCCCGCUGUCUUGGAGACAUUUCAAACUUCAUCAAUCAAGGAGUCGACAUUAAUUCCUCCUCCUCCUCCUUUCGAGCAAAUCUUCCCCAGCCUCCAGCCCGGCGCCUCCACCCUUCAGAGACCCGGGAGCCAAAAGCAAGCCGAAGAUGGGCCUGCUCUGCUGCCACCGCCGCCGCUCCCCACCGCCCCCCCGGCCCCCGAGUUCCCCUGGAUGAAAGAGAAGAAAUCCGCCAAGAAACCCAGCCAAUCCGCCACGUCUCCUUCCCCGGCCGCCUCCUCCGUCCCGGCCUCGGGGGUCGGAUCGCCUGCAGAUGGCCCGGGACUGCCCGAGGCGGGCGGUGGCGGGGCGCGCAGGCUGCGCACCGCCUACACCAACACGCAGCUGCUGGAGCUGGAGAAAGAAUUUCACUUUAACAAGUACCUGUGCCGGCCUCGUCGGGUCGAGAUCGCGGCCUUGCUGGACCUCACCGAAAGGCAGGUCAAAGUCUGGUUCCAGAACCGGCGCAUGAAGCACAAGAGGCAGACGCAGCACCGAGAACCGCUGGACGGGGAGUCAGCCUGCCCGGGUGUCCUAGAGGAAACUGGCGACCUAGCUGAGGAGCCAGCGGCCAGCCCGGGCGGCCCCUCCGUUUCUCGUGUGGUGCGGGAAGCCUGCCUUUACCCCGCUGAAGUUGUGCCGGGGCCCCCAGGCCCUGAGCCUUUGGCAGCUCACUUGGAGGGUGCGGGUGCGCGGAGCCCGGACUGCGCCCUGCGCAGAGCGGGAGGCCUGGAGCCGGAGUCAUUGCCAGAAGACGCCUUUCCGGAGCGGCAGGAUUCGCCUUUCCUGCCAGACCUCAACUUCUUUGCCGCCGACUCUUGUCUCCAGCUGUCCGGAGGCCUUUCCCCCAACCUACAGGGCUCGCUCGACAGCCCAAUCCCUUUUUCCGAGGAAGAGCUGGACUUCUUCACGAGCACGCUUUGUGCCAUCGACCUGCAGUUUCCCUAAACCGUUUCCUUUCCUGACCCUUUUCGCCCCCCGCCCUCCACUGCGUCUGUUGGAAAAAUCGAGCUUCCUCCACCCCCGGUCGCAUUUACUUAUGUGUUUUGCUAAAAUUCAGGUAUUAUCAAAUUAGCAUUUAAUCUACUCCCUUUUCUUUUUGUUCCUUUUUAAAAUCACACAGAAAAACUCCGUUUGUUAGACUACUUCCAACGAAAUCUCAGGAAUAAUUAAACUCCAGGGGGGCUUUCUUAAAAGGAACUAGAGGGACCUAUUUUCCUCCCUUUUUUUAAGUUUUAGACUGUAGUUUAUUUAUUAAAAUUCUUUAAUAAUAGGAAAAGGGGAAAGUAUUUAUUGUACAUUAUUUUCAUAGAUUAAAUAAAAUGUCUUUAUAAUACGAAAACGAGUGUUUGUGUUGGGACCCAGCCCUUUCCCGGUCCCCAAGGCCUCGUCUCACUUCUCCAGGACCCAUUUGAGGUUGGUCUGGUUCAGCGGCCCAAGCUUCGGCAAAGCCCGGGGGCUGGCAAAGUCCGGGUGGUACAAAGGUAGCUCCAUUUGUUGGCCACUUCUUGGCCUGAGAUUCCAGGAUGAGUUCGGGGUUUACUGGAAGCUUGGUUACCUUCUUGUCUCCAAACCGACAAGGUCCUGCAUGGAUGUUCCCUAUGCCUCUGCUUAGAAAUAAAAGUGGACGGGUGGAGAGAGAGGGUGUGCUGUGAACAGAAGAGGAUGCAAGGAGAGGAAGCCUCGGGGACAGGCCUCAGGGUUGUUGGAGAAGCAGAGGUUUUGCUUAAUUAGGAGGGGUCCAAGAGCUUCCCAGAUUCGGUGCCCUAAGCCGGUGGAGGGACUUUAUUGGGAACUUCAGAAGCCUGGGAACCGGAGGCCUGGGAUGUGGAGCCGGACUUCCUAGGGGCUGUAGGUUACCAAAGAGUGGAGAAGGAGUCGGGGUUUUCCUUGAGAAGCAGGCCUGUUGUCCAGAAAUGGUAACAACUGGCCUCCAAGUGGGUGAGAAAAGAGGCCGGCUGAGAAAUGUAGCGCGGCCGAAUACCGAUGUUCCUAGGUCUGCGCUGUCAACCCGGGCUCCUGGGAAUGGGAGAGCAUCUUAGGAGCAGCGGGGCGACAGGCCCGGGCAGCAUCAGAAGGCGUUCAGGGAAGAAAGGAGCAGCCAGGAGAGUGGGAGGGAGAUGGGGAAGCAAGGAAGAUGCUCAAAAUGGCGCUGGAGCCAGGCAGCGGAAAGGACGAGGGAAGAGACUGAGGCGGCCAUGACAGCCGCUGCGGGACGCGCGGGGGUCCGGCCCGGGUCUGCCCCCACCUUCUCCCUGCGGGAGCUUCCAGACCAGAGGGAAGAACAGAGACCUGGGAACCGUCUGUUUUUUUUUUUUUUUUUUUUUUUUUUUUUGUUUUUUUUUGUUUUGUUUUGUUUUAAUGAGUCCAACGGAUGCUGAGGGCCAUACUGAUGGAAGGAGAAUCCGCGUGGAUGUGGGAAGAGGGAGGUCUUGGGGCCCGGGUCUGCCUAGCUUUGUGUGAAUUUUGAUCAUUCGCUCUGGGAUUUGAAGCGCGGCCAGAGCUUUCUCCAAAUGCAGACCCACCUGUCUUGGCCAACAACUUCAUUUAGCUUCUCAACACCACUUCCUACACCCCCGCCCCCUACCCCCGUACACCGCGCCCUUCCUUGCUCCUUGUAAAGCUGGUGAGCGCGCUGCAAGGAUCGAUCUCUCCCAUCUGCUUCCUGGUUUGUUCUCGCGAACAUAGAGAUUUAAAGGACCCUGGAAAGCCAUUCAUCCUCCUUCGGUUUAUUUAAUAUUUCUCCGGCUCAGAAACAGACACCGUGGGGCUACCUCCCUGGCAGAUGCUGCAGUUCUCUGAAAGCAGUUCAUUUCCUGGGCCUCUCAGACUUUCCCCUGGACCAGCAGGACGGGGACUUGGAGUACCAGGCACUGAGAGGCAGCAAGUGCCAGGAUAAGCCAGGAGACAGCCUAGGUCCUGACAUAUAGGACUAGGCAGGCCCAAUGAGUUUCUUUAACCGGCCCCUCAGUGCAGGAAGUACACAUAUUUUAUUCAGCUGGAAUUUAAUCCCUUAAACUGUCUUAAUAUAGAAUUCAUCUCGUGCAUUAAAUAAUCUUAUGUCAUGUUAAAUUGCACUUAUUUCUUUCAUAAAUAAAUUAAUAUAGAACAAUUAGAUGUGUUAUUGUAAUAAUAUCAUGUAUCUUAUUAGUUUAUUUUCCCUCAUAAAAUAUAUAGGUAUGAAAUAAAUUCAAUAUAUUAAAGUAAUAAUACACAG